AUGUCGCGAAUGGCAAAGCGUUAUCAGGGAGUCCGAGCUAGACAAAUAUUGAACAUACUUAGGGGACUUGCGAACAACACGCAGCUUCAAACAUCUUCAUCUAACUCAGAUAUGCCUGAGCAAUUAUUACCUGAAAAGAAAACAAAAGCCUCUACGAACGACUACCUUAGACCAAAGAAGAGAAAAGUCACUAAAUCGUAUUCACUUUCAAACAUACCAAAGUAUAACCAUUCAAUGAAUCAACGACGUUGUUUUUCUGUUCCACCUACAAUUACAGUACAGUAUCGAAAACAAAAAGAUUUUCAUAUUUACAGUGAUAUUUGUUCUGUCGAUAGAGGACGUAGUUUAUCGAUGUCGGCUCUCACUUGCGAUGAUACCAAAGAAUUUGGCAGGAAAAGAUGUUACUCAAUUCCACCUUCAUAUUUCAGUAUUAACGAAAAUACUCAGAUGAUAGAACCUGAACCUUCUAACCUAAUAGUCGAAACUAGCUCCUACGAUGGGGACUAUUCGGGUGAUGACACUGACGUAAUUUAUUGUCCCUCAGACACUGAUCGAGCUUCGAGUAAUUCUAGUUCGCAGUUACUUUUUGAUGAACCAUCCACAUCAUCGGGUAUCUAUCACGGUAAUACGAGCGAAGGAAGAAAACGCCAAAUUAAAGGUGAUCCACAGAAUUGGAAGAAAAUAAAAAAUAAAAAGCUUCGUAUGUUAGGACAAGAAUAUCUGGGAUACUCAAAGCCGAAAAAUAGAAAACUCAAACAGGACAAAGUAAGACCUGCUAGACAAUUAGGCGAUAGAUGCUAUUCGCAGUUUUGCAGAAAGAGUAAGCUGCGAAAUUGCGAAAAAUUUGAUCAUGAAAAGCGUUAUGAGAUACACAAUAGUUUCUGGAAAAAUAUGAACUGGGACCAGCGCAAAGUGUAUGUAACCGGACUCAUAACCCGUAAAGAAACGACACGCAAAACAAGUGGUCAGGCAUCCAGGCGAGAAGGUACGUUUGAUUAUUUUUUGCCAAUUAACGAAUACCAAAAUUUACAGGUAUGCAGAACCACAUUUUUGAAUACUUUGUGUCUUGGUUCAUACACCGUGCAAUCUUGGGUUAAAAAGUCGCGUAAUAGAGUAAUUCCUUGUCAGGAAGUUCAAAAUAUGGCCAGGGUUAAAACGCCACGAUCUGGAACUCUGCGAAAACUUUUAACCACCCGUAGCUUUUUAGAUAACAUUCCCAAGCUACCGUCUCACUAUGCUAGAAAAGACUCGUCAAAGUUAUAUUUAGAACCAAUUUACCGUUCUUUGAAUGAUUUAUAUAGACAGUAUAAAGAACACUGUACUCAAAACGAAGAGCCUGUGCUUUCUCGUUUCACAUUCCAGAAACUGUUUCACGAUAAGAAUCUCUCUUUAUACACGUUGAAAAAAGACAUGUGCGACAUCUGCAGUGGACAUGUAGUAGGAAACAUUAAUACAACCGAUUAUGAACAUCAUAUUAGACGCAAAAAUAGAGCGAGGCAGGAAAAGGAAACCGAUAAAAAGAAAGCUACAUCUGGUGAAUUCAUUUUGCUGUCUAUGGAUUUAGAGUCUGUAAAAGUAUGUCCUUAUAUAACUGCUAGUGCCCUUUACUUUAAGACAAAACUUACCUGUCAUAAUUUUACAAUUUAUGAUCUGGUAACCCAUCAAGCCUCCUGUUAUUGGUUUGAUGAAACAUGCGCGGAUCUAACUGCUAGUACCUUCACAUCUUUUGUAUGCGAUUACCUCAAGAGAUAUUGUUUGCCCAAACGAUUACCCAUAGUUAUUUACUCAGAUGGGUGCACCUAUCAAAAUAGGAAUAAUAUCAUGGCAAAUGCUUUGUUGAACAUGAGUAUUGAACACGAAGUAUCUAUCACACAGAAAUACUUAGAGCCUGGUCAUACUCAAAUGGAGUGUGACUCAGUACAUGCUGCAAUUGAAAGAAAGUUAAAAAAUAGGGAGAUACAUCUUCCCAGUGACUAUAUUACUGUGACGAAGGAGGCACGAAUAAAGCCUGCUCCGUAUGAAGCUAUUAUGAUCAAUUAUGAUUUUGUUAAGGAUUAUAGCAAUAAAUUGACAUGGAGGUACAGCAGCAUAAGACCGGGUCGAAAAGCUGGAGACCCUCUUGUUGUUGAACUGCGAGUCAUCCAGUAUACUCCAGAAGGCACUAUUUUCUACAAAAUUAACUUUGAUGAUGAUUGGUCAGAGCUACCAGUAAGACCGAGAAAACUAAAUUCAAUUCAGUAUACACCUUUGCAUGCCACACCGAUUCCCUUAGCUUCUUCUAAAUUCAAUCACCUUCAACAGUUAAAAGAAGUAUUACCAAGAGAUUGCCACUUGUUUUAUGAUACUUUACCUCAUGAGUGA
Molecule: messenger RNA, 2361 nt
Organism: Parnassius apollo (apollo)
Lineage: Eukaryota; Metazoa; Arthropoda; Insecta; Lepidoptera; Papilionidae
Source: the annotation of a GenBank genome assembly